Messenger RNA from Spea bombifrons (plains spadefoot toad), 1334 nucleotides. RefSeq lists its product as uncharacterized. Lineage: Eukaryota; Metazoa; Chordata; Amphibia; Anura; Pelobatidae. Gene Ontology annotation, biological process: toll-like receptor signaling pathway; inflammatory response; immune response. Gene Ontology annotation, molecular function: transmembrane signaling receptor activity. Bases 96 to 1334 code for a protein of 412 amino acids. Gene Ontology annotation, cellular component: membrane. The record is from RefSeq and is a predicted model, not a curated record. The transcript is spliced from 2 exons.
GAGCUGAGUUCUAAGCAAUAAGGUUUCUUGGAAGAAACUGUGCGUCGAAGCGGCUGCCGUGGCCCUUCAGAAGGACUUCUCCAGGUGACGACAAAAUGGAUGCUACUGCAAUCUCAGAGAGUUCUACCAUCCAACUGGCCCCUGAUCUGCAUAAGGAUGACAGAUACCACGUCUUCAUUAGCUACAGCAGUGGAGAUUCCAUCUGGGUCUAUGGUCUUAUUCGUAAACUUGAGGACACCUUACCCAACCUAAAAAUCUGCUACCACGAACGGGACUUUGUCCCGGGGAAGACUAUCAUAGACAAUAUGGUUGAGUGUAUCCAGAGCAGUCAAAAGACCUUGGUGGUACUGAGUCCCGAUUUCGUGCGUAGCCGGUGGUGUCUUUUCGAAGCCAACAUCUCCGUCUUCAGAGAUUGCAUGGUACACAAAGCCAUCAUCCCAAUCAUGCUGAAGCCUUGUACGGUUCCUCUACAUCUCAGCCACUUGACCUACCUGGAGGCUGAGGAUAAACAGUUCUUCGAGAAACUCACCCAAGUUCUAAUGAGCGAGAACAAUCAAAUGUCGCACUCCAUGCUAGUCCACUAUCAGCCUAGUGUCUUGUAUGACGGGAAGACCAUUCUCACGCUGCCUGCCGUGAACGAAGGAAGUGAAAAGUGGGAGCCCGCCAUCUAUUCCACUGCUUCUGUGCCUGACCAACUAAGGCCUCUACUGGACGACUCUGAACUUUAUAAGAACGCUAUCGGGAUAAUCAACGAUGUUCGGCCUUCUCGUUCAUUUCUUCGUUUUGUGACUUUCAAAGUUUUUGUUUGUAUCGCACUUGUUUUGCUAAUGGUUUUGAACUUCAUCGUGUCUCUCGUUUCGGUGGCCACUUUAAGGGUUUUGGAUGGCAUGAUGGGUCACAAAGUAGCCGCAUUCGUACCAAAUUUCAUGGUAAGUAUAUUCUUGAUGCCCACUCUGCUAUUCAAAGUCCUGAGUUGGAACAGGAAAAUGACCAAAGCCAUCAAGAAGGAAAUGGUCCUUAAGACUGGCCACGCAAACGUCCUCCUGAUGGAGUCUUCACUCUUGGUUGGCUGCCCAUCCAAGAACCAGCUCUUCUUUGUCUACGUCUCUUUGCGGGAAUGCCGGCAAGCUUUUGACGUCGCCUUUGGCCAUCGAAGCGAGCUAGUUACGACCAUGUGGGAAAAGGCCCUUAUCAAUUAUUCUUCUGAUUACGCUUGUUGUCUGGCCAGGAAACACUUCCCAUUCAAUGGCGCGCAUCCUCCUGGACACUUAGACCAGGGCAUGUGCUUCUGCCAGUACGUAGCAGAGCUACAAAGACGUACGGACACAAUAUAG